Messenger RNA from Ceratina calcarata, 755 nucleotides. RefSeq lists its product as uncharacterized. The transcript is spliced from 3 exons. The record is from RefSeq and is a predicted model, not a curated record. Lineage: Eukaryota; Metazoa; Arthropoda; Insecta; Hymenoptera; Apidae. The coding region runs from base 245 to 679 and encodes 144 amino acids.
AUACAAGAUCAAUGAUUUUUUAUCCCUUUUGAUUCCCUCUUCGGUUUUCCCCCUUUAUCCUGAGCCUGUGCACGUCUCAUAAAAAUCGUCGAUGGUGUUGCGAAACAGGUUUCUCCCAUUCGGUGAAACCUGGAAUUUCCGUUCAGUUUCAUGUUUCUUUAAGAGGUGCGCAUAAAAGACAGGGCGCAAUCGAAAUUCAGGACUGCGUGUGCACAGUUCACAAUUAUAAGUUCUAAAUUGUAAGAUGAUUGAAGUACACUGUUUUAUUAAUACAAGUGUCUUGUUUUUAUCACUUAUUCUUGUGACGGCUUACGUGGCAGACCGAGAGAUCUGCGACGAGACAAAAUGUCCUGGUCCCUUAAGAUAUUACAAGGACCUCGGUUGUGCUCCUAUUUAUAAAAAUCCUGACGAUUGCUGCGCGACAGCAUACAAUUGCAGUUUCUUAAACAAUUUAUCGAAAGAUAAAUGCUAUCUGAAUGGCAAUGAGUAUAGCUUAGGAGAAAAGCUGAGAAAAGAGGACGCAAAUCGUUGCGAUCUGGCUUGUACGUGCGAGUCACAUCAGAAUCAAACUGCCAAUUUCUGGUGCGUGUAUCUCCAUUGCGCAUUUUUUGAGCGGAAUCAUUGCUUCUAUAGGCAUAAUCACGAAAAGUGCUGUCCUGAGCUGAUUUGUCGUGAGUAAACUAAAUUUGAUAAAUUAAAAAUCUAUUAGGCAUAGUUCGUUGAUUAAAAACUCAUCGUGAAAGAAUGUGAUUCUU